UCAUGAAACGUAAGUAAAACGGCACCGUACAACAAAAAUGGCGAGCGAGCUGCUCUUUCCGACGGACGGACAAAAUGAAGAUUCUAGCGAGAAGAGUAGAAACGAGGAACUUUUUGUGUUUGGCUAUCACUGCAAACUUUUCAGAGACGAUGAGCAAGCUAAUAUGGUGGACUCUGGAACCUACAUGAUCCCAUGGAUGGGGGAUGAAAAGCUGAAGAUAGACAGGUAUGAUGGGCGAGGUCACUUAUAUGACCUGCGACCUUAUGAUGCAGACAACUUGAAGGGGUUACCUGCACCUGUUCUGACUGAAGAUGAGAAACAUGUUGAGCAACUUUGUGACGAGGAACGUUAUCUUGAACUCCACACUGAUAUUGCUGAGAAAAAUAUGUAUGAAGAGGAGGAGUGGAAGAGGUAUUACGAGUCUUUGUCAGAAGGAUAUCAAGCUGUAGGCUUCAGUUAUGAUGCGUUUGGCCAGCCACAGGCUCAACCAGUUUCAGAAGAAGCCAAACCAAAUCCAGAAGAGGCUGUUUUUGUUCCACCUAAAGAAUUACAAGUACCUGUAGGGGUUGCUAUACCGGCAACUAUCAAAGAGAAUGCCAUCAUAGAGAAGACGGCCAAGUUUAUUGCCGAACACGGAACACAGAUGGAGAUUGUUAUGAAGACAAAGCAAGCCAAAAACCCACAGUUCAUGUUUAUGCACUUUGAAAACGUCCUUCAUCCCUACUAUAAACAUCUCAUUAAAAUGAUAAAGACUAAGAAAUAUAUCCCAAAGUCACCUGUAAAGGAGGAGCCUGAUUAUCACAAUGACAGUGGAGAAGGUGAUGACGGAGGUCAUGGUUACCUACAUCCAACAUUAAUGACAACAAAUAGAGCUUCACCUGUACCCCAGGAGGUAUAUAAGCCUGUACCAAUGCCAAAAGUUUCCAUACAUGAGACAUCAUAUGGUCAGCUACUUCAGUCAAUGUCAAAGGUCAACAAGGAAGUAGAAGAUAAGAAAAGAGAAAGGGAAGGCAGGAUGAAGAAAACGAUCAAGUCUGAGCCCGAGGAAUCCUCACUACCAGCAUGUGUGGCACAGCCUGUUUAUGGGUCCUCAAUGCCUCCUCCUCCAGGUAUUGAACCUGUCCAGUUACCCAAAGCCAAUGGAGACCAGACCAGUUCAAAACAGAUUAAAGAGGAGCCGGGAGAUGGCUCCUCUCACAGAUCAACUUCCCCUCCCCCACAGAUAGUCCCGCCCCCUCCAGAUGUCCAGCCAAUCAUCGAUAGGAUGGCAAUGUAUGUUGCGAAGAAUGGGGAGGAGUUUUCCAUUGUUGUUAAGUCAAAGAAAGAUCAAAGAUUCCAGUUUUUGGAGUCAUGGCACACACAUUAUCCUUACUAUGAUUUUAAAAGACAUCUGUUCCAAGAAGAGAUAGAGAGAGAAAGAAAGAUAAAGGAGGUGGAAGAGAGUAAAAGAGAACAAGAAAAGGCAGAAGUUUUAGCCAAAGGAGUCAAAUUUAAGCUAAAGAAAGCUAUUAAAGAACAAGACUCUACAACUAUAGAGAAGAAACCAGUGUUUGAAUAUGAUGAGUCAGAUGAUGAAAAUGGUGAUUCGGACAGUACUCGAGAAGCAAAGCGAUCCAAGUCAAACAAUGCCUCUGGCACAAGUACCCCAGUGCGUGACAUCUCCACAGAUUCUAGAAGUGCUGAACAACUUGAAAGGAAACUUGCUGAGCAGCGUUUAAAAGAUAGGUUAGCAGCAUCAGCCCGGGAGAAACUGUCACAAGUCGACAAAGAGAAACAGAUUAAAGCCGAACGUAAGAAGAAGGCAGCUAUGUUUAUUAAUCUGCUAAAGUCUCAAACUGAUACAGCCACUGAGGAAGAUAAAACAACAGUACCCAAUCAAGCAACACCAGCUAUCAGUGAAAGAAGCUCACCUGUUAAGAUGGAGGAGGAGAAAUCUUCACACCACAAGUCUAAACACAGGUCAAGAGACAAACGGUCAAGGUCAAGAGACAGAAGUUCAAGAUCACGGAGAUCAAGAUCUAGGUCAAGGUCAAAGAAGAAGAAAAGAAAUAGAUCACCUACUCCCCCAAGCGCUUACAAUGUCUCGAGAAGGUCUCCACUAAGAUUUCCUCCACCACCUCCCCCUCCUAGAUAUAUGGACCUCGGUAGAAGUAGAUACUCCAGAUCACCUUCAAAAGGGGGAAGUUCAAGACGAAGGUCAAGGUCAAAGGACAGAAGCACAAGACAAAGGUCACGCUCAAGGUCACCAUCCAAGUCAAAAUCGAAAAAAAAGAAAAGGUCAAGGUCACCAAAGUCAAAGAAAGAACAUUCUAGUCAUAAAAAAAGUUCUAAGAAAAAGAAGAAAAGAUCUAGAUCUAGGUCUAGAGAGAAUAAAGAAAUUGGGCCUGCAGAUAUGCCAAUUAUUAUUGAAGACGAAGUUACUGAACCUGAAGUUACAGAUCCAAGAGUUAGCUCCCCUGCUGGUAUAGAGGAAGAAUGCAUGGAUACACUAGAGGAAGGCGAGACAAGGGACAGUACUCCAGAGCCGGGUCAAAUUAGUGAUACAGAUACAGCAGGCAAGGAAUCUCCAUCCAGAUCUCCACAGAGGCCUCCUGAUAUUGACCCUGAAGUGACCUCAAGGUCGUCUGAACAAUCGCCUCGCAAACGCAAACAUAGUAGAUCCGUCUCUGUCAGCAGUAGCGGCUCAUUUACACCUCGAAGGUCAAGAUCUAGGUCAUUGUCUCCAGAAACUAGGUCAGUGGCAUCAAAAUCUAACUCCCCUACAAGGUCAAAAUCUAGAUCAAGGUCAAGAUCGAGCUCAAGAUUUGUCCAAUCUCCAGCAAAAAGUCAUUUAACCCCCUUGAGAAAUGACAGUAUGUCAAGGGAAGGAACUCCGGGACCAGGGGACUUGGCGUCUGGAGAACCAAGUUUGAUAGGAGGGGAGACAACUGGACCGCCAGUAGAACCAAGCUCAUCAACUGGGGACGUGAAUGGAGGUGGAGAUACAGAAAAUACACAAAAUCAGAAAAAUGUUUCUUCAUAUAUGUUGAAUCGUGUUCGUGCAAUUAUAAAGGCUAGUAGGGAGGCUAUAAGAAAAGAAGAUGACAUAUUUAUGGAUGAUUCCUGACCAAUGCAGCAUAUUUAUUUUAUAUAUUGAAAAAAAUUGUUUUAUAUUAAAGCAUGUAUUGUUGUCUGUAGGUUAACUGCUUUUGUUAAUGGAUCAUAAAGACAUACGGUAAAUAAGAAUACGUUUCGCUGAUUAAAAAGAAAA
Ruditapes philippinarum (Manila clam) is the source of this 3250-nucleotide messenger RNA. Its product is annotated as splicing factor, suppressor of white-apricot homolog. Gene Ontology annotation, molecular function: RNA binding. Gene Ontology annotation, biological process: mRNA 5'-splice site recognition; RNA processing. Lineage: Eukaryota; Metazoa; Mollusca; Bivalvia; Venerida; Veneridae. The transcript has 17 exons. Bases 38 to 3106 code for a protein of 1022 amino acids. The record is from RefSeq and is a predicted model, not a curated record.